AUGCAGCUAUAUAUGUCCAAGAAGUUUGUGGAAAUCAGGAAACAUGAAUAAGCAAAAGAAAAUUAUUGGAAAGGUACUUCAAUAAUUCACAAUUGAAACCAGAAAGUACAAGACUAACAACACAUACAGUUCGUUUUGCAAAGAUGGAGCACAAUGAAAACCACCAUGCUAGUGCUACAACAAAAAAGGGAGGGCUUGUUACAAUGCCCUUUAUCUUUGCAAAUGAAGUUACGGAGAAGUUGGCAGUGGUGGGAUUCGGUACAAACAUGAUAAGCUACUUGACAACACAGCUUCACAUGCCGUUAACCAAAGCUGCUAACACUUUAACAAACUUUGGUGGAACUGCAAGCUUGACACCAUUGCUUGGUGCCUUCAUUUCCGAUGCCUAUGUCGGAAAGUUCUGGACCAUCACCGUCGCUUCCAUAAUAUACCAAAUAGGGAUGAUUAGCUUGACAGUAUCAGCAGUGGUUCCACAGUUAAGGCCACCACCUUGCAAAGGGGAGGAGGUGUGCCAACAAGCAAACUCAGGACAGCUGGCAAUCCUCUAUGUCUCGCUGCUGCUUGGGGCCCUCGGGUCUGGUGGAAUCCGACCCUGUGUAGUGGCAUUUGGGGCCGACCAGUUCGACGAAUCGGACCCCAAGCAGUCAACGAAGACAUGGGGUUACUUCAAUUGGUACUACUUUGUCAUGGGAGCAUCCAUACUUGUCGCUGUAACGGUAAUUGUGUACAUUCAAGAUAACAUUGGGUGGGGUUUGGGCCUUGGGAUUCCAACGGUUGCUAUGUUCCUCUCAAUUAUUGCCUUCAUUGUUGGCUACCCACUUUACCGGAACUUGGACCCGUCGGGCAGCCCGUUUACCCGACUCGUACAAGUUGCUGUGGCUGCGUUUCGCAAGAGGAAAAUAUCGAAUUUGCCCCCCGCUCAGUGCUUGUACCAGAAUGAUGAACUCGAUGCUUCGAUUUCUUUGGGUGGGAAACUCCUUCACACCGAACAGAUGAAAUUUCUGGACAAGGCAACCGUGGUGACAGAAGGGGAUGAUACAAAGUCACCAAACUUAUGGAAGCUAAACACAAUUCACAGGGUUGAGGAACUAAAAUCUUUAAUCAGAAUGGGCCCAAUAUGGGCCUCAGGUAUUCUUCUGAUCACAGCCUAUGCCCAACAAGGCACAUUCUCCCUCCAACAAGCCAAAACAAUGGACAGACACCUCACCAAAACCUUCCAGAUCCCAGCAGGCUCCAUGUCCGUCUUCACCAUUACGGCCAUGCUCGCCACCACAGCCUUCUACGAUCGAGUCUUCAUCCGUAUAGCCCGCCGGUUCACCGGGCUAGACCGAGGCAUCAGCUUCCUCCACAGGAUGGGGAUUGGGUUUGUGAUCUCAACCUUGGCCACCCUAGUUGCCGGAUUCGUCGAAAUUAAGCGUAAGAAGGCCGCUAUGGCCCAUGGGCUUAUUGACCAUUCCUCUGCUAUAAUCCCUAUUUCUGUAUUUUGGCUUGUACCACAGUAUGGGCUUCAUGGAAUUGCCGAGGCCUUUAUGUCCAUUGGGCACCUUGAGUUUUUCUAUGACCAGGCUCCGGAGAGUAUGAGAAGCACCGCUAUGGCACUUUUUUGGACUUCCAUUUCUCUUGGGAACUAUGUGAGCACACUUUUGGUCACUAUGGUCCAUAAGUUCACUCGUGGGCCCAAUGGGUCUAAUUGGCUUCCGGAUAAUAACCUCAACAAAGGGAAGUUAGAGUACUUUUAUUGGCUCAUCACAAUCUUGCAAUUCCUUAAUCUUAUUUACUACAUAUUUUGUGUGAAAUACUACACUUACAAGCCAAUUCAGGUCCAUGACAAAGAUAGCACCAGCUCAGAAGAGAAUCAAGUGGAACUUACCACCGUUUAAUAGGAAUUCAGUUAUUUACUUGUUUUGAGUUUCCCAUUGUUUUCAGCUAGAUCGCCUGCAUGCUUUGCAGACACUUGGAAACCACGUACUAUAAAUAAUAAUGAUCAUUAUUAUUACUAAAAAUGAAGACAGAAGAAAAGUACCGGGAUCAUAUUAUGUUGUUUUCAUGUUUCCACAAAUGUUACAAAGAUGAUAUACAGAAGUUACAAAAUAAUGAUGUAUAGAAGGAAGAUAUGUGUGUGUGUAGAGGAACUUACCGAUGACUUGAGUAAUAAUUUUAUCUUGGUGUAGUGGUUACAUAAAAAUAUAUAUUUUUCACCA
Arachis stenosperma is the source of this 2201-nucleotide messenger RNA. Its product is annotated as protein NRT1/ PTR FAMILY 3.1. Gene Ontology annotation, biological process: oligopeptide transport; transmembrane transport. NCBI's taxonomy places the organism in Eukaryota, Viridiplantae, Streptophyta, Magnoliopsida, Fabales, Fabaceae. The record is from RefSeq and is a predicted model, not a curated record. The transcript has 5 exons. Gene Ontology annotation, cellular component: plasma membrane. The coding region runs from base 144 to 1880 and encodes 578 amino acids. Gene Ontology annotation, molecular function: transmembrane transporter activity.